This is a messenger RNA of Symbiodinium sp. CCMP2592, 13359 nucleotides long. The record is from the annotation of a GenBank genome assembly. Lineage: Eukaryota; Dinophyceae; Suessiales; Symbiodiniaceae.
AUGGGCAGAGGCAGCAAGAACCAGCAGCCAUGGGUCGAUGGAAAUGGAUAUCGAGUAUGGCCUGGUGCAUACUCGCCUCGGCAACCUCCGUGGCGUGGAGAGGGGCACAAGGGCCAUACCGCCAAGGCCGCCUUUCCGACUUAUGCCUCGGUGCCGAUUGCAAAGGCGAAGGCUGCAGCCCCAGCGGAGAGCUCUACGAGCACCGCUCUGGUGGCGGCCGGCUCCACGACGCCCACCCUCCAGGCGGCUCUCAACCAUACAAGGAAGGCCGAGUUGCGUGUUUGCAAGCUACGCGACACGCACAAGGCAGCGGGCGAACAGUGGGAUGCUUUCCAUGCCCAGAUGAAGGAGGCCUUCAAGACGGAGCGGCAGCGCUUUCUGAAGGAUCAAGCCCGCCUCCAGGAGGAGCUUGCUGCUGCCGAGGCCGCGCAGGAGGCGGCACGCACUGCCCUCCGGAGGGCCUGGACUGGCGAAGGAGCAGGUGCCGGCGCCCCCGGGCCUCCUGCCGACGACGACAUGGACACGGACGAGCUCUUCGCUGGCUGGGUCGUGGAGGAGCAGUCCACGGCAGAUGCGGUGCCCAUGGCACAGUCUGUUGUUACGCCGGUACGGGCACCCACAGCUGCUCCUCGCACGCCGCAGCCCCAUUUCGGACACACUGCCCCGGGGGCCAGUCCCCUUGCUGGUGUAGUGAUGGCACUUUGCUGGUGGGGUGCUCCCGGUUUGAGCGUGGCCCCUGCGACUGGCCCCGUUGUCCAUGUUCCCGAGGGUCUCGGUGCACCUCCAGCUUCAGGGACCGUGGGGCAUGUGCAGGGCGCAGACCCUGGUUCCUUUGCUACGACAACUGGAGAUCAUUAUGGACCAAGCCCUCCCAACAGAGACAAGCAGAAGAGGCGGAGUGCCUUGGCACCGUUUGGGAUUCCGCGAGAUCCCCCGGAGCCUGGCCACAGGGAACAAGGCAGUACUACGGACACGAAGGGCCUCGUCGACGACGAUCCCGACGAGGAGUGGGAGGACCGUGCGAUUGGACAGGGCACAGCCUCCUACCCCUCGGAUGUGGCAGGUGGUGCUACUGGUCUUCCGGUUGGCCUAAGUUCUCCGGCGGCGAAUGCCUCGGUGAUGCGGAUGUGGCCUCGGGCAGAUGCAGAGGAGUUUCCGGCUUAUGUCGUGAAUGCUAGGGACGGUGACUCCCUCGUUGUCAUUGAGACAUGUUGCACUGUGGCAGUCUCCGCCCGGGUUGGGGACUCUCAAGACGAGGUCAUACCUCCGCUAGUAGCUGAGAGUGAUGAGUGCACCAUCACUUAUGAAACCAGGCGUGCGCAUUUUGCCAUCUUUGCGCCAGACUGCACGCCUGAAAUCGUCGAUGUUGAGCUUGACUUCCCCUCGGGUGAGGAUGAAGCGGGAGACAUCGUCUCGAUUGUACGCGGUGACGAGGAUGCCACCCUCUUUGGCACCUUGAUACGAGUCGACCCGCAACCAUGUGAAGGCUUCGGAUGCAUCUUGGCACUUCCCGCGUGGGCGGGCUCGCGGGUUGUCAUUUUGGUUGAUAGCCGGUUGGUCGACGGGCGCAUCUUCUCCCGUGUCAUCGAUGCCUGGAUCCAAUGGGGAUCCUUCGUACUUCAAGUUGGUCUUAAGAGUACUGAUGACCUUUCGGUUUACAUAGGGCGGCAACCCACCACCCCAGGACGCCCCCUCACCCUGCAACAGGGAGAUCUCGUCACUAUUCUGCCAAGAGCGGCUCCGCUACCAACUUUAUACGACUUGCAGUUCAAGCUCAACCGGGCAAGGCUCUGGCAUGCCUCACCGCCCGACUUCAUGCUUGCUAGUCGCCAUUCCUUUCUGCUUCUCACGGAUGGCCUGCCUCGACUUGCUCAGAUCGACCGCGGUCGCAUCCGGGAAACCGACGAUUUUCGGGAAGCGGCCGCUGGUGCUCUGCAAUGUUCAGCCGACGAUCUCACUUGUAAAGUGAGCCGACCCAGAAUCACCAAUAGCAUGCACCUCGGCAUCCCUUGCGAGGUUGUCAUGUUGGCCACAACGGCACUCAGCCGGACACCGGUCCCGCCUGGCAGGCCCCUGCCGCCUCAGAUUGUCGUUUUCUUCGAUUUGAGGGCCAUACUGAAAGGCUUCUCUUGGUGCAUUCUGCCCAGUUGUCUGCCACAGCUGCAAGACCUUGAGGCACGUUUCCAGGACGGUGUCCCCGAUGGCUUCCAAGUCUUCUUGAAUGGAGGUGUGCAGGAAAAUGUUCGCGGUAUUGAGCAUCUCAGGAUCACAAGUUGCUGUGUCUUGGCAGUUGAGUACAUCCCAGUCCCGACCGACGGGGCAAGUGAGGACCAUGAGUCUUCCGAGGAGUCAUCUGAUGAUAGCUCCUCUGACAGCUCCCCUGGGCAGGGACCUGCCCCGGGCCCGGACCCCGCCGCUGAGGGUGCGCGAAGCAGAACACCACGCAACAGGAUCACCUCGCAGAGUGGUCCGCGCAAGCUCUUCCGUGCACACAGUGUCAAUCCCGUGGUCCAUUUCUCCGCCGGCUUGGCCGCCGAUACAUGCAAGGGGCUGGAGAUAUGUCCCAGUCGGCCCUUUGUCACCUUGCGGGAUGCCGACCCCAAUGAAUCCAGCAGUGCUGACGAGGAAGAGGUCGCUGCCCACUUCGUUGUGCUAGUUCCUGGGUACCUUCCGGAAUCUAUCCAGCCGACUCUUGAGCUGCCGGCAACAGUGCACGAGGUUUUAAGCUCAGUCAGCCAGGCCAGAAGCCCUGCCGCCCGCGACCGUUUCCCGCUUCUUGCGCCUGCCGCUCCUCAGCCGAGGUUAGGCAGCGGUGUGGUCCUAGCCUUCGCAGAGUGGCAGCUACAGGACAAUCUCAUCUGCGUGGACUCCUCGAGCCUGGAUGGUAGGAUUUUUGCUGUGAGUGCGCCUGCCUACCUGACGCGACAUCAGCUGCUGGCGCUUGCUAGCGUCAGUGAGCGCAUUGGGACUCUAGUUUUCGUUGGGGUUGAUGACGUAUUAGCCGCGCGGUUUCCGUGGAGCGGAGAACCAGCUUUUCCCGCCCACGAUGCUGGACAGGUUUACUGCCUUGUCCACGAUGACUGUGUGAUGCUCUUCAUUUUGGACCCCCGGCACCCGACUGCAUACCGGCGACAGAUAGCCGCCUGUGUCGGGAUCCAUGAGACCAGACUCCACCUGGUGCCUGCCAGUCGGCGCGUUACCGACGCUACCCUUGAUGGUUUAUACUGCCGUACGGUCAUAGCAGUCUACGAAGGGCGCCCAGGUGACACACGAGCACCCUGCCUUGUGAUCAUUGAUGCUCGUGCUCUCGCCGCCGGCUGGUGGUCCUUCCGGGCAAACGGGGGUCAGGUUUCAGAGGCUGAACUUCUUGCAUCGGUUGAUGUCGAUGCCCCAGCUGGCUGGGCCCGGAAGAUAGCCGGCGUCGGGGACGAGGCUCCCUUUGAUGUCUCUCCAGGGCAGGUUUUUGUCGUUGAGGUUGUACGGUUGCCCUCUAGGGUGCCUGACCGCAUGCAGGCUCCAGGUGACAAUCCCGGCUCCACAAGUUACGCGGCACAGGCUCCUCAAUCCUCUGCGUCUGCUCCAGCCGGGGGUCUUCCCACACCGCCCGACGAGGCUGCCCACUCACAUGACCUACCUGUGCCGGUGGACGGGCCGCCUAGCCCUGCGCCGACAGAGGCCGACCCCAGUGGCUCCCCUGAGGAUGGAGAGGAGGACGCCGCCCUGGAGGCAGUUAAUGUAGCCCGUGCGCCCCUACACAGACAGACCUUUCCCAGUGGAGCGGUUGUUGUUAUUGAUGCCACCCGUGCUUCCGGCGCCCUUUUUGCGAUACACCAGUAUAUCAUCGUGACCUGCCUUGGCCUGUGCCCCCUGGGCGGCGGCUGCAACUGUCACACGGUGACGCCAUUGUGCUGGUGCCGGCAGACCACCCCGCUCUCACGACCACAAAUUUUGCGGCCCUUCUGCGGUCGGACUCCGGCUGGCUUCCUGAAUGGGCGCGGUCUUUUCCGCGGCGACAUUGCCGCCCGUUUGGGUACGCCACCACACUCCCUCAUCUUGCAUGCGCCUGAUCCCAUGAUCAUCGACCACGAGGACCGGGGGGUGCUAUCUCGCAAUGUCAUUGCUGCAGUCACCCGGCCGGCCGCGCAAGGCACUGGGCCCGCGGGACCGAUUUGUUUCCUCGAUUUGCGACCUAUGCUCCUGCGACUCUCGUGGUGCCAUUUCGCAGAAGGGCGUCUACCUUUGCAGACGCUACUCUGCCGUUUCUCGGACAGAUGUCCUGAUGGCUUUGUGUUGUGCCGCAUUGACCCUGCCAGAGGGCUCUCUGUCAUCCGCGGAGAUAUCCAGGUCCGCCAUGGGGAGGUCGUCACCCUUACCUUUCUCUCCGCGGAAGUUGAUAGCUCCAGCUCCGGUGGUGGGCCGGGUGGUUCUGGGCCUUCCCUGCCGUCGGGACCGACCUCCGAGGCCGCCGACGCUGCCAGUCUUGAUACGUCCGUCACCACGUCAACCGGCGCUGAUGCUGGGCUCAGCACCCUUCCUUCGGCCUUCGCUGCCGAGUGCACCGCGCUGAUCCCGGCGUUGUGGAUCUUGCCUACAGCCUUCUGGGGAUACACCAUAGAGGUGCUUAGUGACUGCCAAGCGGCCUUGGCCAUUGCCAAUGGCAGCCAUGCCUGUUCUACGCACAUUGGCCAAGCCCUACGGCACGUUGCCUCUGUCGCCUUUUCCCUUCUAUCUGGUCGCCUCUCUGUGGCCUAUGUCCGAGGCCAUGCCGGCAUCUUUGGCAACGAGGCUGCUGAUCAGGUUGCGAAACUGGUCGCGGAAGGCCGGACCUUGGGGUACCUCCCUUGGCCGAGCUGGUCGGACUUUGACUGCUGGUCUUCUGGAGGGAAGAUGUGGUCGUGGAUCGGAGUGGUCUGCCAAUGGCUCGCCGGAGAUAGCGCUUUACCCGAUUUCUUGGGUGGGGAGCUCUGCAAUGGUCGCGAUGUCAUCCCGGGGUCCUUAGCCAAGGCUCACGAGGUGACACUGAGUGAAGAGCAAUUCCUCGUCCUCCACCGGGAUGCACGGAUCCUAGUUGCCCUAUGUCAAUGUGGCUUUUCGGUCGUCUUUGCCGUCCUUCACGCCCCACACCGUACCACCGAGCACCACCUCUUGGAGCAAUGGUGGGGGCAGGCAGCAGGCGUGCUUCGCAAGUUGGUAAAGGGCAGGCCCUUGAUCAUUGCCGGAGACUUCAACGCUAGUGUGGGUACCCAAGUGUCUUGCCAUGUCUCAGACCUAGCGGCGGAGGAGCAGGACCUCGCUGGUGAGGCUCUUCAUCGAAUCCUGAGGGACCAUGAGCUUUGGAUCCCAGCUACCUUUGAGGGCGUUCAUCAGGGCAGCAGCUGGACUUUUGCACAAAAAAGGAAUCAGGCCCUCAUCCGCCCGGAUAUGAUCGCUUUGCCCUUGGCAUGGCGUCAAGCCAAGGUCGCCAGCUGGACUGACCCUGGGGUCACUGCUGCGCAUGGUGUUGUCGACCAUGUGGCCGCCAUCGUGUCUGUCAGAAUGCAGAUCUGCUGCUCUAAGCUCGCCCCGCGAUGCAAGCCUCCUGGCCGCGUACCGGUACCCAGACCUGAGUGGGGCGACUGCAACCAUUCACAUGCAGCAUCGGUUACCGGUUUCCUGCAGUCAGAGCUACGGUUGCCCGCCUCCGGCGCCGUUGCGCCAAGAUCCGACAGGACUCGCGUUUCCACCUCCUUUUCGCUGCCUUUUCGCGCCUUGCGUGACGGGAGGGGCGACGCUUUGCAUGACAUGCUUGAAGGGCCAUGGACCCUCACAGCGCGUGUUGCAGGCACCGUGUCUGGCCUUCAGCUUCGUGUCCUUGGCAGGCGCCUCAAAACACAAUGCAAAAAUGACCGUGCCAGGUACGUCGAGGGCCUGGCGGAUGCCGUGCAGUGCAAUCGGCCGGGCGCGGACGCCGCCUUGCAGCGGCUACUCUGCCGACGACGCAGGAGGGCCUUUGCACCGGCCGUCUUGCCAGAAGUCCUUGAUGAUGGCGGCAAACCUUGCGAUACUCCGCAUUUGGUCCAGCGUCGGUGGCGAGAGCACUUCAGCGCCAUGGAAAAUGGUGUGGAUGUCUCCGCCCAGGACUUGAGCGCUCUCGCCACGGCGGCUCGGGCUGUUCUUCCGAUGCCAGCUCAUAUCCACGACCUCCCUUGUCUUGCAGAUCUGUGCCAGGCCUUUGCAUCCACUCAGGUGGGCAAGGCAGGGGGCCCCGAUGGCCUCCCUAGUGCCUUAAACGCCGCCUUUCCAAGGCAGCUUGCCCACAUCUGGUAUCCAGUCCUGCUGAAAUUCUGCUUGCUCGGUGAAGAACCUUUGGGUUUCAAAGGAGGUGUCCUUACACAUCUCUAUAAGGGCCGGGGUUCGGUUUCGUCGUGCGAUUCCCAUCGGGGAAUUCUCUUGCUGUCAGUUAUCGCCAAAGCUUUGCACAGGGCGCUGCGGCCUGCAAUCUCCCGGCAUUUUGAGGCCGUCGCACACCCCCUCCAACUCGGGGGGCGUCGCGGCGCAUCGGUGGUUUUCGGAUCGCACAUCGUGCGCUCCUUUUUGCGCCAUCGUAAUGCGGCCAAGCUAUCUACGGUGAUUGUCUUCUCAGACGUAGCGGCAGCGUAUUAUCGCACUGAGCGUGCCCUGACAGCUAGCGGACCGCACAGUCAGCCUGCCGCAGCUCCACCGGCUAGCACCGAACUUGACUUGGAGUUCCAGCUGGUGCAACCGGCCGCCCUUGCACAGCAGGGGGCGUCCGAGUGGCUCCAAGCGGUCACGCAUGAAAUACAUGCGAACACCUGGAUGACUUUAGCUCGCGAUGAUCAGAUCAUCCAGACCCGUCGAGGUACUCGACCGGGCUCUGCGUGGGCAGAUCUUGCCUUCGCUGUCUUGGCCCAGAGGAUCUUAAGUGUCCGUGAUGCUCAGCGUUCCCCAGCCACUGUCGAGGCGGCAAACAGCCGCAUCUUGUGGGACGGUGCUCGACACUGGGGAGAGAGCGCCGCCCUGCCAGCCGAGCACACCGAGACCAAGCUCGCUGAUGUCAUCUGGGCAGAUGACUUUGCGGUGUGCCUGGGGCCCCCUUCAGCCCUUCGGGUACGCCCUGUUCUGGCAAAUGAAGCAGGAGCUUUGGUCGACGCCUUUGGCUCACAUGGAUUUGAGCUUAGCUUCGGCGAGCGUAAGACCGCUGCUUUGGUCUCACUUCGUGGAGCCGAUGCUCGCCGAGUCAAACGCGAACUCUUCAGAGGGGACGCUACUGUCCCUGUCUUGUGCGAAGGGCGGGGACAUGCCAAGUUGCCCCUUGUACCCGCUUACCGCCACUUGGGCGUCACCAUUGACCCUUCGGGCAACAUUGCAGUGGAAUUGUGCAGCAUUCCCGCAGAUUAUGCCAUGCGUGUGCAACUUCCUCCUGCAGUCUUGUUUUGGCUGCAGCGGCCUCCUGUAGAGAUGGCCCGAGCCCGCAAUGAAGCGAGUGCAAAGGAUAUCAAGAAAGUAUUGAAGGGGAAUGGCUUUGCAGAUGCCCCUAAACCAGACCAGUAUAUGAACUUAAGCCUGGAUGAGGUCGUGGCUGAGUACAAGGUUUUGAUCCUGGACGUCUUGAAGGAAACCAGCAGGCCCACCGUGAAGGUACUCCUUGCUGGCUGCAUGAGCUUGUUCCCGGAAUCCAGUAGAGAACUUUGCAAGCCUUGGUGCGAGAAGCUUGUGAAUGCGGUAUGUCAUUGUCGCAGCAAGCGCAGUUGCACGUCUGGGAAGAAGCUACCACCUGCCGUUCGUGAGGUGGUCAUGUUCUUGAAAGGCAUGGGCGGCAGUGUGGCACGAGAAGUCUCCAGAAGCAGCUUCAGUUCUUCUGCAUCCAAACCUGCUGCAAGUCCUCGGCCCUCGCCCUCUUCGGUGGCUCCUGCGACUCGCAGCAGCAAGGAGCAGAUCUUCACACAGUACGGCCUGGAGGCGCCAGUUUCAGAUCCAGGUGCAGAGGUGGAGGAGACUGGGCUGUCUCCUGCCCACGUGCAGGAAGUGUUUUCCUCGCAGGAGGUCAUGUCUCCUACUCAGGAGGCACCUCCUACGGCAGCUUUGCCAGUGGAAGACAAAACUUCGGGCGGAGACGGGUCUGCUGAAUACCAAGAGUACUUCGACUCUGCUCGCCUCUGCAUGGUUCGUGCUUAUCCCAGUGGGGCUUUGGUGAUGGCAACGAUGCAAAAAGGCGAAGACGGAUUCCAGAAAGCUUUGUUCCCUGGCUCGGCGGAGGCAGUGUCCACAGAGAUCCCAAAUCUGCGAAUUCAGCGGAUGAAGCGGCCGGCUGCUCGAGUGAUGAAAAAACCGGCUGCCAAGAAGAGGCCGGCUGCAGCACCGACAACGGCAAGUGCUUCGGCUAGCUCUGCCAGCCUCGAAGAAAACGAGGACAGUGGCAUGGAGCCCCAGCCAUCAGUUGCGGAGGAGCAGCCGGAGAACGUAGCUGCUGCACAGCAGGAUCGUGUGGGACGGCGCACAUACACCAUCAUGUAUUACAAGGCGCCCAGGCACAAGAAGGCCAUUCGGCAGAAGCAGGCUCCCUUCUCACAGCUGUUCCAGUUCGGCCGAAAAGGCGUCCCUGUUUGGCAGAUGGACAGGAUCGCAAAAGCAUGUGUCCAGAAGCUUGAGAGCGGCGAGCUUGAAGAAGCUGAUGCCGAAGAUUGGUGUAAGAGUCGCCUCGCACAGCCCGUUGCAAUGGCGACGACGGGCACCAGCUACUACAGCGGCGGCGGCUCAGGCGGCGGCGGUUGGGGCUCUGGCGGUUGGGGCUCAGGUGGCUGGGGCGGAGGAGGAGGUCGCGACGACAAGUCGUACUGGGAGCCAUGGAAAGACGACGAGCCGGACGAGGAUCCGGAUGAUGAGCCGGAGUAUGACCUGAGGUACUGUCAGUUCUGCAAAUCGUAUGGGUACAUCCGCAAAGACGGCUGUGUCAACAAAAAGUGCAAGCCGGACUACACCCCGAAGGAGUUCGAUGAUAUCCACGGAAUCGGUCAAGCAAUGGCAUGCAGCUUGGCACUAGGGCUCUCCUAUGUAAAGACCAAGGCUGCUGGCUGCCCCAAGGGCAAAUGGUGGGGUGAGACGGAAGCGGCCGUCGAUCCGGAGAAACGUCGCCGCCAAGCAGAGGCAGCAGAGGCUCGGAGCCAGGCGGCGGCACCAGCUUCGCCAACGGGGCCCGUCGCCCCUGCAGCUGGAAACGAUCAAGGAGAGCCACAUGCGGGCGACAACCAGGAGAAGGAGAAGGGGGAGAAGGGCGGCGACCCGGCGGACAAGUUGCUUGGCGACCGUGCUCUUCCGUGGCGCUUGGAAAAAAUGCGACCGUCUGCGGUGCCGUGUGGUACUGACGAGGAAGAGGUUCCCAGGCGAACCAAGUCGGCCGCAGGGGAACCUGUCAAGACGGAGCCCUUGUCGCCCCAGAAGCCGAAGGAAACUUUGGGGAUGGCCAAGGCAGAGGUGGCAGGCUUGCUCACAAGCCUCAAGUACCAAAUCAAGGCUAAGAAAAUGACGGAGAAGCAUCGCGAACAAGCGAACGAUAUCUUGCUGAAGUACCAACAGUCUGGCGUCCAUGGAAAAAAAGAAAUAUUGCAGAAAUUGCAAACGAGCGGGCUUCGUGACCUCAGCUGGUUCGCCGAGAUGCAAAGCGAAUACCAAACGCAAAGCGUGGACAAGGAGAGCACCACGAAGGGCUACUUCAACAGGAGCCAGAUCCUCAAGAUGAACGGCCUGGACCCGAGCAACAUGGACGAGGCUGUGGCUGCUGACACGCUCAAGGACUUGAUCGCCGACUGUGAGGCAGAGUUUGGUUUCAAGUCCGACUGCAAGCCUCACAAGAACCCCUUGCUGGCCAAGUACUACUACAAGCAGAAGGUCGAAACGGAGGACACAGCUGCCACGAACUCGCUGGGCUGGAGCAGUUGCGCCAACGUGGAAGGAAGCGACCUCGGCAGGCUCGUCGAGAAGUUCGACAACCCGGACCUGGAGGUGCCCGCCAACGAAGAGGCUUGGAACAAGGCCUACAGUGCUUGCAAGGCCGCCAAGAGCAAGCUGGGGAAGGUGGCGGACGAGCUCGAGGAGCAGCACGCCAAGCUGGUUGCUCACGGUCCCCAAGCGGAGGCGGACGAAGUUGGGCCCAAGAUCGAGACCCUCCGAGGCUUCUUGAAGACUUUGCGCUUCAAGAUCAGCGAGUGGAUGAACAUGAGCGAGGGAUGCAUGGAAGCGAAGUUGCCGGAGCUCACCCAGCUGAGUGAGGAAGCCACCAGCCACCUGGCUGCAGCCACGGCCUACAACAAGAAGUUGAAGAGUCAAAACUGCUCGCUCGGAGUUGCAAGUCUCUGCUGCCGUGCAUUUCGCUUUCGCUGGGCUCGAAUUCUAGGAUGGCACUCCUACGAAGGAUGCGCCAAGGGGGUCAAAGAUCUGGCCCAGGCUAAGCAGGGAAGCAACACUGCCAGGAACUUGCUUCGGCGCAAUCUUCGCCGAACACCGUGGCCGCCGCCAUAUGAGUGCCAAGUCCGGGGCAAGAAUCCAAGGACUGGCAAGGAGGACCUCUACACCCUGGCCUUCAUGCUUCCGCACGAAGUGCUACACGUUCUCCUGGAGUCUAACGAUGUUUCGGAAAUCAGAAAUCAACAAGCUCGGAUUCCCAACUUGCAAGAGCAACUUCAAGAGCACGGCAAUGAUGUCCUGCUGUUGGGGCUGUGGCUAGACGGUGUACCGUUUCGCUCAGACCGUAGCCAGACACUGCAGUGUGCAACCCUCAGCUUGCCAGGGCUUACAGAUGCUGGCGACUUUCGCUUUCCACUGACAGGGUUUCCAAAAUUCUUUCAGAUGCCUGAAGCUACCUGGGAUGAUGUCACGGCUAUCAUUGCUUGGUCGAUGAGAUGCUGUUAUACUGGCUUCUUCCCGUCCUUCCGUCACGACGAGUCUCGUUUCCUUGGCAACGACAGCUGGCGAAAGAGGAGAGCCUCGCAGCCGCUAGGCUGCCGGGCAGUCUUGGCGGAAGUGCGGGCGGAUUGGUCGGCAUACCAGGAAGUGUUGCGACUACCUGGCUGGACUGGCAACGGCCCAAUCUGCUGGUUUUGUCAAGCGACUUUGCAAGAUCUACAUGAUGUUGACGAGAGCAGCUCUUGGAGGAGCUCGCGCCUGUCGCAUUACCAGUUCCUGGCCAGGCAGAUCUCUGAAGGCAAGAACUUGAGCCCUCUUUUCAGUGGUCCUUGCUUCUCAGUACAGAAGUGCUGCAUUGAUUGGCUUCACUGCAUGGAUUUAGGAUGUGCAGCUGACUACAUGGGUGGGCUUUUUCAUAUGGUCGUGCAGACAAAGCUCCCCGAGCGAAGUGUCCACGAUCGCUGCAAGAACCUUUUUGGCGAUAUUCAAAAUUAUUAUCGCCGAAACCUGUCCCAGUCCCGCAUGAGCACGUUGACUCCGCUCAUGCUGAAAGGCAAAAACAAGAAGUGGCCCAAGUUGCGGGCUAAAGCCGGCGAGGCUCGCGACCUCAUCGGAUUCGCCAAGGAAUGCGCUGAAAGGCACAUGGGCAAUUCAGAUUUCGAGCGAACGGUGAGGCAGACUGCGAAGCAUCUGCACAGUUGCUAUGAGUUCUUGUCCGAAAGGCAUUGGGAUGCCGAGAAGUUUCACAAGACUGUCAAUAAGUUUGCAGCUUUGUUUGUAGAGUUGAGUAAAUUCCCAGGGCAAACAUAUUUUAGGACAAAGCCCAAGAUGCACCUGCUUCUCGAGCUGGGCCGCCAAAAGCGCAGGCCCAGCGAGACGUGGACGUAUCGAGACGAGGGCUUCGGCCAUGUGUUGUCCCUCCACGCAAAACGUCGUGGAGGAAAGUACUCGAUGAAAGGCACUUCCAAGCAAAUGCUUAGCAAGUUUUGUGUCAACAACAGGCGGGGAGCGCUGCUCCGGACUUUUGUGCUCUCACGUUUGACUUUCGGCGCAGGUGCCUGGCCGCCCUUGCGUGUAUGCGAGUCCCGUGUUUUCUCCCGCACCCUCUUCGCCUUGUAUCGGGCAACUCUAGCCGUCCCCAAGGACGGCGACCAACACCUGUCUACGGCUGAGGUCUGCUCGCUGGUCGGGCAACCUGAUGCGGACACCGUCCUGCAUGUCGAGAGGCUCACUUAUCUGCGUCAGCUCGUCGCGGGGGCCCCGAGCGAGCUGUGGGCCUUGGUGCGGCUCGACCUGCCGUAUCUCCGAGCCCUUCAAGCCUCGAUGGCCUGGCUUUACUCCUGGGUGCAUCGCACCACCGACCUGCCGUGCCCCAAUGCAGAGCCUGAGCCAUGGACUUCGCUGAUGCGCCAAGCGCCGGGCCGCUUUAAGGGGCUAGUGCGACGGGCCAGGGGCCUCGCGAUCUUGAGGACCUCCGGCUAUGCAGCUUUGCGGGCGCUCCUCCGAGGCCUUCAUGCCCUUGAGGGUGCGUCCAUUGCGCCCUCUGCCAACUGCGGGGAGGUCUUUACUGAGGCAUGCUUGGUUUGUGGUAUGGCGUUCACUUCAAGAUCCGCCUGGGCCUGUCACGCCUCAAAGAAGCACGGCUACCGACUCGUCACCUCCCAGAUGGCCGGCACCCACGACAGGCUGUGUCUGGGAUGCGGCAAGUGCUUCGCAAAGCCGGCCCGGCUCCGCCGGCACCUACUCAGCAGCGUCCCCUGCCGGAAAGCAUGGGGCUCCUUCCGGCCAGACUCUGCGUCCCUUCCGGCUAUGCAUGCCCUGGCCCUCCCUCUCCGUGUCCCAGGAGUCAUGUCUGGAGGUCAUGCCGAGAUAGACCCUGCUACUUAUCAUAAAGGACUGCUGGAGACUUUGCAGGCGCUCGAUUGCGCUGACUGCGACACGGCUUGGGGUGUCAUCAAGGACUUCAUCGAGCCCCUUUCCGUUCUUCGAGCCACGGUUGACCUAUGGGCGUCCCCGCCAGGUGCAGCCCCCGGUGUGGCAGAGGUAGCAGAGGACGUGAAACUCAUGCUCGACCCACAGUUGUGUUGCGAUGACUUUCGAGCUUCUCGCGCCAACGGUGGAAGCGUGGAUGUCUUCGAGGCGCUUGACUGGAGGCCGACGUGUCAGCUCCCUUUCGUCCUGACUGGGGAGGUUGCCGCUUUCAGCAUCGAUGAUCCCCCGCUCCAGGGAUACGCGUAUCCCUUCACCUGCAGCUUGCCUCUGGCCGCUGCGUCGGGGUUCAUGCGCUGGCUCGAGACCAGUUGCGAUAUUCUGGGGACCUUCGCUCAGACCUCUGCGGCGCACCCUGUGCGCCUCCGUGCCUCUGCUGCGGCACUGGCGGCGCUUGAACCUGCUGGCGCUUGGCUCCUGCGGGCGGGCUUCGUACAGACCGCCUCGGGCCUCCGCUCGCCGGGUUCCUGA